AUGCGAUUAGUAAAGUGUUAUUUCUGUUCGUCAACUAUUUAUCCUGGUCACGGAAUCCAGUUUGUAAGAAACGAUAAUAAGGUAUUCAAAUUUUGCCGAGCCAAAUGCCAUAAAGCAUUUAAGAAACAUCGUAACCCGCGUAAAGUCCGUUGGACGAAAGCAUUUAGGAAAUCGGCAGGCAAAGAGUUGGCUAUCGAUUCAACUUUUGAAUUUGAAAGAAAUAGAAAUAUUCCAGUCAAGUAUAACCGAGAACUAUGGAAUAAAUCACUCGAAGCUAUUAAACGAGUUCAAGAAAUCAAAAUGAAAAGACAGCAUCAAUACGUUAAGAAUAGACUGAAAGCAAACACAGCAGCACUGAAAGAGGCAGAUUACGAAGAAGUAAAGCAAAAUAUUCACAUUCUCGAGGAACCCAAAGUUAAGAAAGAAGCAAAGAUCAAAAGAGCUACGCAAGUUAUUCAAGAAAUCGAUAUGGAUACAGAUUAA
This is a messenger RNA of Trichoplax adhaerens, 483 nucleotides long. RefSeq lists its product as uncharacterized. Gene Ontology annotation, biological process: ribosomal large subunit biogenesis. Lineage: Eukaryota; Metazoa; Placozoa; Uniplacotomia; Trichoplacea; Trichoplacidae. The transcript is spliced from 6 exons. The record is from RefSeq and is a predicted model, not a curated record. Gene Ontology annotation, cellular component: nucleolus. The coding region runs from base 1 to 483 and encodes 160 amino acids.